Messenger RNA from Anastrepha ludens (Mexican fruit fly), 828 nucleotides. RefSeq lists its product as uncharacterized. The transcript has 4 exons. The coding region runs from base 202 to 753 and encodes 183 amino acids. NCBI's taxonomy places the organism in Eukaryota, Metazoa, Arthropoda, Insecta, Diptera, Tephritidae. The record is from RefSeq and is a predicted model, not a curated record.
CAUUCAGUCUGUAAGUUUCUGUAGAGGUGAGUUGAGUUGUUGUCAUUUUGUUAGCACUACUGUGGAGGUUAAAAAUACUUAUAAGACUUAAAAGUUCUUACUCGAGCACUUCAAUCGGAUUUUUGGGAGAAUUCUUGAAAUUGACUAAAAAAAGGCAACAUUUUUGCUCUCAGCUUGUACUACUUAGUACAUACAACCAAAAUGUUCAACAAGGCCCUCACUCCAUCUGCAUUGUCCUUGUGGCAUUUAUUUGCAAUCGCUGUGCUCUUAUUUACUGCGUCGCCAAUGAAAGCGGCAAACAUACCAAUGACAGAGGACUUAGCUAAUGCCGUGAAUCCGAAAAACAAUUUACCGGCAGACCAACGCAGUGUGCGGGGUGAUGUUUUGUUGCGAGGACAAGCAGUAAUUGAUAUGGUACCCAUGGCAGAUCGCACCGCUUUUAUUCGCUAUGAACUGUCUAAGGCUAUGCAACGUUCUAAUUUUACUGCUAACAAUAGCACUGGCCGCGCAAUCAAUCCACGUUUCUUUCUGGAUCCCAACAUUUUACUGAGUCCCACCCAAUUAGUGAUAUUCGAGAAUAUUCCGACAUACCCUGAAUUCGCGAAUGAUUUACUCUUUUGGUUGCGUGAUCGUUUGGAGGUCGCCGAAGAUGACAUAUAUGGGCUGCUCAGUGCACGUACCAUCUUACUGUGCACGGCUAAUGGCAUUUGUAUCCCGGACGAUAGAAUUGGUGACCUCUGUUGUCCUUUCUAACAGAAAUAAUUUUAGUCAUAAAAUGUGUAAAUGAUGAAAGAUUAGACAAAAAAAAAAAUCUAAAAAAAAAAAUGU